Molecule: messenger RNA, 681 nt
Organism: Paramecium octaurelia
Lineage: Eukaryota; Ciliophora; Oligohymenophorea; Peniculida; Parameciidae
Source: the annotation of a GenBank genome assembly
AUGUUAUUUAUAUUUUUAUAAGUUUGUGUCGUUUUUGCAAGAAUUCCGUUUUCAGAAAUUGCCAAACAUAAGCAUCACAUACCUUGUAAUCAACUGUAGGAUGCAAAAGAAUAUUUGGACAUGAUAGAACAUAAGGAUUAAUUGAUUGAAGACUCAAAAAUAUUGGAAUCUUACAUAGGAAGAACAACUAAAUUUGAAAAUAGGGAUCUCACCAUGUAGGAUUUAGAAGGCAUCAGUUAAUUGUUGGAAUAUUAUGAUAAUACUGAAGAUUUGGAAAGAAGAGACUAAUUACUAUAGGAAUUAUACAAUUAAAUCGCCGCAAUGAAGAGUUCCAUAGAUUACGAUCUCGAACAAAUUGACGAUUCCCAAUAUGAUCGUAUUAGUGAUUUAGUAAAUAAUUCUGAAUGCGACGACGUCACAAUUAUAGGGUCAUUUCAACCACUGUUUAAAUAGGAAGAAAAACCAAAGAAGGAAAAAGUUUAAGAAAGGAUUAGACUCUCAAAUAAUUCAAAAACAAUAAAAUUGCCAAGAAGGAGAAAACACGCAAAAAAGUAUGUGAUCACCAAAAAGCCUUAUGAGUGGGAUAAAGAUAUUAAAAACUAUGAUGAAAUCCCUAUUCCCAAUUAUAAUGAUUACCCCCAUAUGGAUGGAGAUGAUGAAAUUGACUGCUUUUUUGAUUGA